AUGCCACUCGUCAUCCUCACCGGAUACCCUUGCUCCGGCCUCACAUACCGCGCCAACCAACUCGCCUCGCUCAUCGACAAAGCGCAAGAUGAGCUAUUCGCAUCCGCGGAACCAGGGACAGCCCCUCCGUUGAAGUCACGCUACAAGGUUCACGUCGUGGCAUCUCACGACAAGUCGCAUCCGAGAACAGUCUACGAUCAUGCGCGCACUGAAAAGGAGGCUCGUGGGGUGGCAUAUGCGCGCGCAAAGCGCGUACUCGCUCGCGAUAACAUUGUCAUCUUGGAUGGAAUGAAUUAUAUCAAAGGGUGGAGGUAUCAGCUGUGGUGUGAGGCCAAGGCUGCGAAUACGACUUGCUGUGUGGUUCACGUUGGAACACCCAUUGACCAGUGCGUGGCCAACAACGACACUCGCUUGCGCCGACAAGAACGAGAGCAAUCGCAAUCGCAAUCGCCAGAGAGCACGGGUGACACAAAAGACGAGGAUCAAGAAGAGCCGUACCCGCCCGAGCUUCUCGACAACCUGAUCUUCCGCUACGAAGAACCCAGCACCCACAGUCGUUGGGACAAACCUCUAUUUACCGUCCCCUGGUCCGAUCCCGAGCCCCCAGUCGCCGAGAUCUUCCAAGCCCUCUCAGGCGUAUCGCUCAACUCUUCCGAAUCGCCCUCCGAAUCCCACGUAUCCAAUCUCACCGAAUCCCUCGCCUCGUCAACAAUAUCCGAUGUCGCCAGCACCGCCACAACCGGACGAGCCUUCAAUCGCGGGCCUCAAUCCCUUCGACCGAAGAUCGUCCCUCACCAAGCCACCGUCCAAGCCGUCGCAACUGAUUCCGGCGCCCUCUACGCAAUGGAGAAACGCACCACGGCCGUAGUCAACGCCAUUCGCGCCUUUACCCAAGCCAAUCCCUCCGCCGAGGCCGCCUUGGCUCAAAGUACGCAUCAAAAGGGCAUUGCGAUCCAAGUCCCCGAUGCAACGACCCCGGUCAUUAUCCCUGCUCAUGUUGCAACGACGGGGACCACGGAUGAAUUGGCCGGGCCGGGUGGAAUUCUGGCCUUGCCAAAAUUGCAGCGCAUGCGGCGGCAGUGGAUCAGUUUGAAUCGAAAAUACAUUGGUCAUGGGCAUGGUGCCGGGCAGGGCUCGUUGGCUCCCGAGAAGGUCGGGGACGCGUUUGUGCGAUUUUUGAACCAUGAGUUUGGUGGAUUGGAAAGUAACGAGGUGUGA
Penicillium diatomitis is the source of this 1218-nucleotide messenger RNA. RefSeq names its product putative RNA polymerase II Elongator complex associated protein Kti12. Bases 1 to 1218 code for a protein of 405 amino acids. Lineage: Eukaryota; Fungi; Ascomycota; Eurotiomycetes; Eurotiales; Aspergillaceae. The transcript is spliced from 3 exons. The record is from RefSeq and is a predicted model, not a curated record.